Messenger RNA from Saimiri boliviensis boliviensis (Bolivian squirrel monkey), 6701 nucleotides. The record is from RefSeq and is a predicted model, not a curated record. NCBI's taxonomy places the organism in Eukaryota, Metazoa, Chordata, Mammalia, Primates, Cebidae.
GAACUCGGAGGGGGAGGGAGAGAAAGGCCGAGACGGAGGGAGCCAGCGGCGGCCGAGGGGCUGGUCCAGGCGCGGCCGCUAAGAGGAGACCAAGAGGCGGGGGUUGCACUUGACAACCAGCAUGCCGAGAUGGCACACCGUGGGCCCACCCCACCGCCUCAUAGCCUUAAUUACAAAUCAGAGGACAGGCUUAGUGAGCAAGACUGGCCAGCAUAUUUCAAGGUCCCAUGUUGUGGGGUUGAUACAUCUCAAAUUGAGUCAGAAGAGGCAGAAGUGGAUGUGAGAGAAAGAGAGACACAGAGAGACAGAGAGCCAAAGAGGGCAAGAGACUUGACUUUAAGAGACUCCUGUACUGACAACUCCAUGCAGUUCGGAACCAGAACGACUACGGCUGAACCAGGGUUCAUGGGGACAUGGCAAAACGCUGAUACUAACCUCUUAUUCAGAAUGUCCCAACAGGCCAUCCGUUGCACACUGGUAAACUGCACGUGUGAAUGUUUUCAGCCAGGGAAGAUUAACCUGAGGACUUGUGAUCAUUGUAAACAUGGCUGGGUGGCACAUGCCUUGGAUAAGCUCAGCACGCAGCACCUGUACCACCCCACGCAAGUGGAGAUUGUACAGUCCAACGUCGUGUUUGACAUCAGCAGCCUGAUGCUCUACGGAACGCAGGCAGUGCCCGUGAGGCUGAAGAUCCUGCUGGACCGCCUCUUCAGCGUCCUGAAACAGGAGGAGGUGCUGCACAUACUGCACGGCCUUGGCUGGACCCUGCGGGACUAUGUCCGAGGAUACAUCCUUCAGGAUGCUGCCGGCAAGGUGCUGGACCGCUGGGCCAUCAUGUCUCGAGAAGAAGAAAUCAUCACCCUUCAGCAGUUUCUGCGGUUUGGAGAAACCAAAUCCAUUGUGGAGCUGAUGGCAAUUCAGGAAAAAGAAGGGCAGGCCGUGGCUGUACCAUCUUCAAAGACAGACUCAGAUAUAAGGACUUUCAUUGAGAGCAAUAAUCGUACCAGGAGUCCCAGCCUCCUUGCUCACUUAGAGAACAGCAAUCCUUCCAGCAUUCAUCACUUCGAAAACAUCCCAAACAGCCUUGCAUUUCUGCUUCCAUUCCAGUACAUAAACCCUGUCUCAGCACCGCUGCUAGGGUUGCCUCCAAACGGGCUACUGUUAGAGCAACCAGGGUUGAGGCUGCGGGAACCCAGCCUUUCAACCCAGAAUGAAUAUAAUGAGAGCAGCGAAUCCGAAGUUUCUCCCACACCUUAUAAGAAUGAUCAAACGCCCAAUAGAAAUGCCCUGACCAGCAUUACUAAUGUGGAGCCCAAAACCGAGCCAGCCUGUGUCUCUCCCAUUCAGAAUUCUGCCCCAGUCAGUGAUCUAACCAAAACUGAACACCCAAAAAGCUCAUUCCGGAUUCAUCGGAUGAGAAGGAUGGGGUCAGCCUCUAGGAAAGGAAGAGUGUUCUGUAAUGCCUGUGGGAAGACAUUCUAUGACAAAGGUACUCUCAAAAUUCAUUAUAAUGCUGUUCACCUGAAGAUCAAGCAUCGAUGCACCAUUGAAGGUUGCAAUAUGGUCUUUAGCUCCCUCCGAAGUCGUAAUCGCCACAGUGCAAACCCCAACCCCCGCCUUCACAUGCCUAUGCUAAGGAAUAACCGAGACAAAGAUUUAAUUCGGGGCACCUCAGGAGCUGCCACCCCAGUCAUAGCAAGUACAAAAUCAAAUCUGGCACUCACAAGUCCUGGCCGGCCCCCAAUGGGUUUUACCACUCCCCCUCUAGACCCUGUCUUGCAAAAUCCUCUCCCUAGCCAGCUGGUAUUUUCUGGGCUAAAGACUGUACAACCAGUUCCUCCAUUUUAUAGAAGUUUACUCACUCCAGGGGAAAUGGUGAGUCCUCCAACCUCCCUCCCAACCAGUCCCAUCAUUCCAGCCAGUGGUACCAUAGAGCAGCACCCCCCGCCACCCUCUGAGCCAGUAGUGCCAGCAGUGAUGAUGGCCACCCAUGAGCCCAGUGCUGACCUGGCACCCAAGAAAAAGCCCAGGAAAUCAAGCAUGCCUGUGAAGAUUGAGAAGGAAAUUAUUGAUACUGCCGAUGAGUUUGAUGAUGAAGAUGAUGACCCCAAUGAUGGUGGAGCUGUGGUCAAUGACAUGAGCCAUGACAAUCAUUGUCACUCCCAAGAGGAGAUGAGCCCAGGCAUGUCUGUGAAGGACUUUUCCAAGCAUAACAGGACCCGGUGCAUUUCAAGGACUGAAAUAAGAAGGGCGGACAGCAUGACUUCUGAAGACCAAGAGCCUGAGCGGGACUAUGAGAAUGAGUCUGAGUCUUCAGAGCCCAAACUGGGCGAGGAAUCCAUGGAAGGGGAUGAGCACAUUCACAGCGAAGUGAGUGAAAAAGUCCUGAUGAACAGUGAGAGGCCCGACGAGAACCACAGUGAGCCCUCUCACCAGGACAUCAUCAAGGUGAAGGAAGAAUUCACAGAUCCCACUUACGACAUGUUUUACAUGAGCCAGUAUGGACUGUACAACGGUGGGGGGGCCAGCAUGGCUGCCCUGCACGAGAGCUUUACAUCGUCUCUGAAUUACGGCAGCCCUCAAAAGUUCUCCCCAGAAGGUGACCUGUGUUCUAGCCCAGACCCCAAAAUAUGUUAUGUGUGCAAGAAGAGUUUCAAAAGCUCCUACAGUGUGAAACUUCACUACAGGAACGUUCACUUAAAAGAGAUGCACGUCUGCACAGUGGCUGGUUGCAAUGCUGCGUUCCCGUCUCGCCGAAGCAGAGACAGACACAGUGCCAACAUAAACCUACAUCGUAAACUGUUGACCAAAGAACUCGAUGACAUGGGCCUGGACUCGUCGCAGCCCUCCCUUAGCAAGGACCUCCGCGAUGAAUUUUUGGCGAAGAUCUAUGGUGCCCAGCACCCUCUGGGGCUCGAUGUCAGGGAAGACGCCUCCUCUCCCGCAGGGACUGAAGACUCCCACCUGAACGGGUAUGGGAGAGGCAUGGCGGAGGACUACAUGGUCCUUGACUUGAGCACCACCUCUAGCCUCCAGUCCAGCAGCAGCAUCCAUUCCUCCAGAGAAUCUGAUGCAGGCAGUGACGAGGGGAUUCUUCUCGAUGACAUUGAUGGGGCGAGUGACAGUGGGGAGUCGGCACACAAGGCCGAGGCCCCUGCCCUCCCUGGCAGCCUAGGAGCUGAAGUUUCGGGAUCUCUUAUGUUCAGCAGCUUGUCUGGGAGCAAUGGUGGGAUCAUGUGCAACAUUUGCCACAAAAUGUACAGCAACAAGGGGACCCUGAGAGUGCACUACAAAACUGUGCAUUUGCGAGAAAUGCACAAGUGCAAAGUCCCAGGUUGCAAUAUGAUGUUUUCCUCUGUACGAAGCCGAAAUCGGCACAGUCAGAACCCUAAUCUCCACAAAAACAUUCCCUUCACUUCAGUAGAUUAGUCUCAGAAUGGACACUACAAAUGCCAGCUCUCACCAGAUGGCCUACGUGUUUGAACUGCCAUAGUCAGUGUGCGCUUAUGUCCUCGGGGUGUGUGCCUGUGUGUGUGUGUGUGUGUGUGUGUGUGUGUGUGUGUGCGCGCGCGCGCGCAUUUAUAUAUGCUCUGUGGCUACGUAAACACACACAUAUUUCCUUGAGAUAAAUAAGAUAAACACUAGGUGCUUUUGAAUUUUUUUUACUUUUCCUUUAUGGUUUUGGGGAAGGUGAGGGAUCUUUGAUUUGAGGGUGAAAGCAGAGUACCCCUUUAAACACACACACACACACACACACACAGAGUGUGCAACUAGCCCCAGUUUUGACAGAAUAAUUCUUGGUCUUCCCCAGAGAGACAAUUUGUUGUACCCAUGACUGUCGCCUGCAAAAAUAAAAGGGAAAAAAAAGAAAAAAGAAAUGAAAAGGACCUUCUUACAGUUGUCUUUUGUGAACUUUAAGGUUUUGAAAGAAUCCUCAAUUUAAGCAUGGCAGAUUCACCUGUAAAUAUUUAGCCUUGAGGGGCCAUUGAUGUAAAACAAUUGUAUUGAUGGUUGUUUAACUUUUGUUUAAUUUUUACAGUUACAUCCAGCUGUUAGAUAUGCAGGAAAAAAAUAGUUUGCUGGCUAGCUCUAUUCAUUUAUGUUAGCAUUAAUGCACAUUUUUAAAAAAACAAAACAAACAAAAAAAAACAUGGUCUUGUUUUUACUACCUGUUAGAUAAUAGUGGUAAAGAGGUGCUGGCAUGCUUUACAGCACAGAUCUGAUUUUUAAAAAUGUCCCGUACUAGUACAUAAAUCCCGUCAUGCACUUUUUUUCAUACACUACAAGGGGAUGUGUAAUAUCCAUGCUUCUUUUUUUAUCCUUAAACUAUUGCCAUACUUCAGUAAGUGUCUUUUUUAAAAAAACUUCACUUGUAUAAAAAUGGUCUGGUCAGUAUAGGGCACAAAUGCCAAACAAAAGUAUUAGUGUUAACACAGAACUGCCAACUUUGCACAAGUUUCCAGAAAAGAAAAUACAAUUAGUCACUCAACAUAACCACAGGCCAAUUUGUUGGCCACCAAAAACCGCUUUUUAAAAAAACACUUGGUGAUUCUUUCAAGUGCCGAAUGUUAUUAGAAUCAACAUUGCAUCCUUCUUGCUUAUAUGUUAAGUUACAUAAAAGGAAAACAAAAUUAUGUGGUGUGAAACAGCCAAGGCAUUUAUUCUUAAGAGUCAGGAUAAUAUUUCAAGAUACAAAAGCCCAAAUUACCCACUACGGAACAAAAAUGAAUACAGUAAAAGAGUUGAACACUCAUUUCCAAGGCCCUAACCCUUAUCCUUUAAAAAGAAAUCCCCUGAACUGAGUCGGCCUGUUGUAUGGCUGUCUAAUUUGUUGCAAAUUUCUGCAGUCCUACCGUAAUUCAGGCCUGUUUGAUAGACAAAAUCAAAAGGCGUUUAGCAGCAGCAGUACUUGGAAGCUUUGAAAACAUGUGCUAAACUUGAAUUGAGCAACACUCCUUUCUGAAAAGCCAGAAGAAGGGGGUUUUAAAGCAGGAUGUCUCACUGUUGAGUGUUUUGUGUUUCCCCACACGAUUUGUCAGAGAGAAAUGAAAGCAAGCCUGAAACCAAGCAAUCGAGAGUGAGAGAGAGGGGAGAGACUAUUCUCCAAACCUUUUUUGUUUUGUUUUGUUUCCGAUGUUUACACAUGUUGCCUGAGCUGGUUAACCACAUCGGCAGCCUCAGCUACCACAACAUACUGACUAAAUGAUGAUAUUUACUCAAGUUCAGUAUGCAGCCAAAACCAUUAGGGUGUGCAUUGCAGACUGUUUUGUUGUCUUUUUUUUUUUUUUUUUUUAAGUGGAGGGGAAAAGAAGAGAUAAAUAAACAAGGAAUAUUUUGUCAAACAAUACACAAUAAUUUAAAGAGAAUGUAUUUCUUUUCUUGCAUUGAAUGGCCUCAGACAUUUCAUCAGUCUAAAAGUUAGAAAUACCCCUUCGUUUUAACUUAUGUUGUUUCCAUUUUUCAUAUGUUUUUGUAAUUAUUUUUUCUAUGUUCACAUCAGCAUUCACUUCCGUUAAAUUUGCCAAAGGAAACUGUUAAUAUGUUUCUGUUGUUAUUAUUAUUCCUGUAGGAUUUAUUGUACCUCACAGUAUUUAUUGUUUCCCAAAAUAAGUAUCAUUAGUUGGGGAUUCAGUAUUUUUAUUUGUGAAAAUUUCAGAAACAAUAGAUUCUUAAAGAUAAGCUAGCUGUGUCUAGGAGCUUUAUCUUUUCACCUCUUUCAGAGGAUGCCAUGGAGUUCAUUUGAAUUCUUCAUUUGUUCCACAGGGAGGAAAGACCAAAAGUAUUUGCAGUACAAAAGAAACUAUAUCAAACACUGUGUUAAAUAACAAGUGUUUAUGGUAAAAGCUGAGGAAUUAGUAAUAACUGUUUUUGUUUUCUUGUACCUUUGAAUUCCCCAAAGUCUUAACUGCUUUAUUUUGGUGUUAUGUUAAAUUGAAUAGACAGAGAUGUUUUCCUUUGUUUUAUACCAUUUAAGACUCUGUACAGUAUGUUUGUGAAAGAUUGAACUAGAAUAAUGAAAGUUUGUUUGCAAACAUUUUGGUCCUCUCGGCGUUCUCUGUAUUUUGCUGUUGCCCCAUUACCAAAUGAUUAGAUUCAAAAUGGGUGGGAAAAUAUUUUUAGUAUCCCAACAAAACAUAGAAACUCUGGCUUUUGCAACGUGCAUAGACUACAUGUAGCUUUAUGAAAACAAAUACACGUUUUUAUUUCAGCAACUUUGAAAAGUUAUACUUGGUUGAGUUAUUAGAACUCAUCUUGUACAAAAGCAAUGUUUAGUCUGUUUAAUGUCAAAUAAAAGGUCAGAUAGCUCUCCUGAGUGAAUUAUAUAGCUGUUAGCAGGUCACAUCAGCAAAUGAACCAGGCUUAGAUCAAAUGUUUGUUACUUGCUGCAAACUAAGUUAAUGUGUAUAGCCAGUUAAGUCCAGAAGUAAUGAGAUUCUAGUAGUUUCCCUGGCUUGGAAACAUGAAUAUGUUCACUUGUGUUUUGUCAGAGAAAUGGCAGUAAGUCCUGGACAGCUGACACUUUUGAAGUGUCUCCCCUAUUUGCUACUACUUUUGUGCCUCAAGUGCCCAGUUGUUACGGUGGCCUUCUAAAUGAGUAAAUAACAUUUUCCAGUAUAAAGCCUAUUUGCUUAAAAGGGAUGGGGCAGUGGAUGGAUGUAGUACAUGCAAUGGAAAAUCAUAAAAUGUACAACUCUUCGGUU